Messenger RNA from Jatropha curcas, 734 nucleotides. Lineage: Eukaryota; Viridiplantae; Streptophyta; Magnoliopsida; Malpighiales; Euphorbiaceae. The record is from RefSeq and is a predicted model, not a curated record.
AAAUCUGAAAUUUCUCUGUAAUCAAAUUUCAAAAUGGUUUUCUGGGUUGAAUACCGUUCAACUAGAUACCCUGUAGAUCCUCCAGACCCAACUAUUUUUGACAUCAAAGUAGCUAUUGCACACAUGCAUCACGACGUUGGGGUGUGGAAUCAAAAGAUCUUCCAUCGUGGAGUCGAAAUGGACAAUGAUGCAAUCAGAGCUGAAGAUUAUGGAAUUAGAGAUAAUGAUGAGAUAUUUCUCAGUGUUAGGAGGGAUUACUAUUUCCAAGCAAAUGAUGUGAAGCACUUUUCGACGAUCUGGGAUCACCAAACUAUUUUGGAAGUCAAGAACGAGAUCCGGAUAAUGACAGGUAUCCCUGCGGAGAAGAUGGAGCUGUCUUACAUAGGAAAUACCCUUCAAGAUAAUCAAAAGCUUGCCAGUUACAAAAUUCCUAAUACUGCUACUAUUGAUGCUUUUGAGAUGUAUGAUUUGGAGGUUAUGGGAUAUAACGGCAUUUAUAAAUUAAAAGUCCAUAAGAGGAUGACAAUUGGUCAAGUGAAGUAUAAACUUCAUGUUGAAUAUGGUCUUGACCAUACAACAAUGAGACUCGAACGUGCUUAUAGUAAAGGCUUCUUUAGAGAUUAUGAACGUCUGUCAGCUCAUAAAUAUCUAGUUAUGAUGGCUGUUGGUGGUGGAGCUUAAGUAGAUUUUUUUUUUUUUUUUUUUUUUUUUUUAGAAUAAGGUUGUUUACUUAC